Perca fluviatilis (European perch) is the source of this 3659-nucleotide messenger RNA. RefSeq names its product protein NLRC3-like. The coding region runs from base 178 to 3504 and encodes 1108 amino acids. The record is from RefSeq and is a predicted model, not a curated record. The transcript has 10 exons. NCBI's taxonomy places the organism in Eukaryota, Metazoa, Chordata, Actinopteri, Perciformes, Percidae. Gene Ontology annotation, molecular function: protein binding.
UUUAAGAGUUAGUGUCGCAGCUUUUUCUCUCCAUGUGGAGCUCCAGCUGAAGGACCCAUUAGAGACCAGACUCUGCUGAACCUGAACCUGAAUCCAGCUGUGUGUCCAUGAAGAGUCACCGGUCCAUGGAGCCACCACUACUUUAAGAAAAGAACUGUAAGGGAGAGGAGAAUAGAAAUGGAGGAGAGAGGAUUGAUGGAGAGACUUGAAUGGCAGAAGGAGAGAAUAACAAUGGAAAGGGAAAUUGAAAUGUUAAGAAGAAGAUUGAGGACCCAGCAGAGACCAGAGUCCCCUGAACCUGAACCUGAACCUGAAUCUGAACCUGAACCUGAACCUGAACCCAGCUGUGUGUCUAUUAAGAGUGACAGGUCAAAUCAACGCUAUAUUGACUUUAAAGGAAAGCAACCAUCUGCUGAAAGGACAGUGGACCAGGAGAGCUCAGAGGUUUCCAGUGGUCAGUCUGCCCAGCAGCAUCAAACACACCUGGACUCCAUAUUUAUGCUGCUGGAGGAGAACAUUGGCACUUUUGUGAAGAACGAGCUGAAGAAGAUCCAGAAGCUUCUGAGUCCAGAUUACCCAGAAAGCUUAGAAAGUAAGAGGAAGAGUGAGGAAGAAGAGCACAGGAGCAGCAGAGAGGCAUUUCUGAAGAUCACACUGCACUUCCUCAAGAGAAUGAAGCAGGACGAGCUGGCUGACCGUCUGCAGCGCAGAAGUUCUGCUGGAGUUUGUAAAUGUAAACUCAAAUCUAACCUAAACAAGAAGUUCCAGUGUGUGUUUGAGGGGAUUGCUAAAGCAGGAAACCCAACCCUUCUGAAUCAGAUGUUCACAGAGAUCUACAUCAUGGAGAGAGGGACUGCAGAGGUCAAUGAUGAACAUGAGGUCAGACAGAUUGAAACAGCAUCCAGGAAACCAGACAGACCAGAAACAACAAUCAGACGAGAAGACAUCUUUAAAGCCCCACCUGGAAGAGAUGAACCAAUCAGAACAGUGAUGACUAAAGGAGUGGCUGGCAUCGGGAAAACAGUCUUAACACAGAAGUUCACUCUGGACUGGGCUGAAGGCAAAGCCAACCAAGACAUCCAGUUCAUAUUUCCAUUCACUUUCAGAGAGCUGAACGUGCUGAAAGAAAAAAGGUACAGCUUGGUGGAACUUGUUGAUUACUUCUUCAGUGGAACCAAAGAAGCAGGAAUCUGCAGGUUUGAAGAGUUCCAGGUUGUGUUCAUAUUUGACGGUCUGGAUGAGUGUCGACUUUCUCUGGACUUCCACAACACUGAGAUCCUGACUGAUGUUACAGAGUCCACCUCAGUAGGUGCGCUGCUGACAAACCUCAUCAGGGGGAAUCUGCUUCCCUCUGCUCGGAUCUGGAUAACCACACGACCUGCAGCAGCUAAUCAGAUCCCUGCUGAGUGUGUUGACAUGGUGACAGAGGUCAGAGGAUUCAUUGACCAACAGAAGGAGGAGUACUUCAGUAAGAGAUACACAGAUAAGGAGCAGGCCAGCAGAAUCAUCUCCCACAUCAAGACAUCACGAAGCCUCCACAUCAUGUGCCACAUCCCUGUCUUCUGCUGGAUCACUGCUACAGUUCUGGAGGACGUGUUGAAGACCAGAGAGGGAGGAGAGCUGCCCAAGACCCUGACUGAGAUGUACAUCCACUUCCUGGUGGUUCAGUCCAAAGUGAAGAACAUCAAGUAUGAUGGAAAAUCUGAGACGGAUCAUCACUGGAGUCCAGAGACCAGGAAGAUGAUUGAGUAUCUGGGAAAACUGGCUUUUGAGCAGCUGCAGAAAGGCAACCUGAUCUUCUAUGAAUCAGACCUGACAGAGUGUGGCAUCGAUAUCAGCUCAGCCUCAGUGUACUCUGGAGUGUUCACACAGAUCUUUAAAGAGGAGAGAGGACUGUACCAGGACAAGGUGUUCUGCUUCGUCCAUCUGAGUGUUCAGGAGUUUCUGGCUGCUCUUCAUGUCCAUCUGACAUUCAUCAACUCUGGAGUCAGCCUGCUGUCAGAAGAACAAUCAACAUCUUGGUGGGCUGAAAUGUUCAGAGACAAAUCAACAUGUUUCUACCAGAGUGCUGUGGACAAGGCCUUACAGAGUCCAAAUGGACACCUGGACUUGUUCCUCCGCUUCCUCCUGGGUCUUUCACUGCAGACCAAUCAGAAUCUCCUACGAGGCCUGAUGACACAGACAGGAAGUAGCUCAGAGAACAAUCAGAAAACAGUUGAGUACAUCAAGACGAAGUUCAGUGAGGAUCUGUCUGCAGAGAGAAGCAUCAAUCUGUUCCACUGUCUGAAUGAACUGAAUGAUGGUUCUCUAGUGGAGCAGCUCCAACAAUACAUGAGUUCAGGAAGUCUCUCCAAAGGUAAACUGUCUCCUGCUCAGUGGUCAGCUCUGGUCUUCAUCUUACUGUCAUCAGAAAACAGUCUGGACGUGUUUGACCUGAAGAAAUACUCUGCAUCAGAGGAGGCUCUUCUCAGGUUGCUGCCAGUGGUCAAAGCCUCCAACAAAGCUCUACUGAGUGGCUGUAAACUGUCAAAGAGAAGCUGUGAAGCUCUGUCCUCAGUUCUCAGCUCCCAGUCCACUAGUCUGAGAGAGCUGGACCUGAGUAACAAUGACCUGCAGGAUUCAGGAGGGAAGCUGAUGUCUGUUGGACUGAAGAGUCCACACUGCACACUGGAGACUCUCAGACUGAAUGGCUGUAAACUAUCAGAGAGAAGCUGUGAAGAUCUGUCCUCAGUUCUCAGCUCCCAGUCCUCUAGUCUGAAAGAGCUGGACCUGAGUAACAACGAACUGCAGGAUUCAGGAGUGAAGCUGAUCUCUGUUGGACUGAAGAGUCCACACUGCACACUGGAGACGCUCAGGGUGGAGCCUGCUGGAGUCAGAUAUUUGACACCAGGUCCAUGGAGAUAUUCCUGUGAACUCACACUGGACACAAACACAGUGAGCAGAAAACUCAAACUGUCUGACAACAACAGGAAGGUGACACGUGUGAAGGAGGAUCAGUCAUAUCCUGAUCAUCCAGAGAGGUUUGACUCCUACUAUCAUCAGCUGCUGUGUAGAGAUGGUCUGACUGGUCGCUGUUACUGGGAGGUUCAGAUGAGAGGAGAUGUUGAUAUAUCAGUGAGUUACAGAGGAAUCAGCAGGAGAGGAGACGGUGCUGACUGUGUGUUUGGAUGGAAUGAUCAGUCCUGGAGUCUGGACUGCUCUGAUGGUCGUUACACUGUCUGGCACAAUAACAGAGAAACAUCCAUCUCCUCCUCCUCUGUCUCUGGUAGAGUAGCAGACAUCUCCUCCUCCUCUGUCUCUGGUAGAGUAGCAGACAUCUCCUCCUCCUCUGUCUCUGAUAGAGUAGCAGUGUAUGUGGACUGUCCUGCUGGCUCUCUGUCCUUCUACUCAGUCUCCUCUGACUCACUGAUCCACCUCCACACCUUCAACACCACAUUCACUCAGCCUGUCUAUCCUGGGUUCUGGCUCGGUUCUGGUUCCUCAGUGUCUCUGAGUCCAGUGUAGGACGGAGAGUCUCCUCCUGUUUCUCACUGCUGAUCAGUUGAGUCUGUACCGCCGGGGUCGUCAACUACAAUUUUUUCAAGGGCCAGAAUGUUUCUAAGCAGACGCUGUGGGGGACGGACUUUCAAAUAAAUAAAAUAAAAUGAAUUCAUACCUAA